AUGUCUCAAAAGGACGAUAAUGAAAAAUCGGAGAUUGCUUCUUCUUCUUCUUCGUCGUCUAAUCUAAUACGUGUGAAGCGAUCACGAAAAGUUACAAAAUCUAUUGAUGAUAGACAAGAAAAAUCCGUCGCAGUGAAUCGUGUACCGAAAUGUGCUCGUUGCCGUAAUCAUGGUUGGAUCUCGGAAUUACGAGGUCAUAAGAAAAAUUGCUCAUAUAAAAAUUGCCGAUGCGCAAAAUGCGUCCUGAUAUUCGAACGACAACGUAUUAUGGCAGCGCAGGUCGCCCUUAAGCGUCAGCAAGCGGUCGAGGACGCUAUAGCUUUGCGUUUAGUAGCCUCAAAAACAGGACAACAAAUGACAACAUUGCCGCCGGGAAAUAUUUAUGGUUUAACUAAAGCUGCCACAACUGAUACAGGCAUAGCCGUGGCUGAAAGCUAUCAAACAGUGAAAGAUUUAAGUACAACAACAGGAAAACUUUUAGAAAAUCAUCAUGAAACAUUGAAAACACCAACAACACUAGCAAGAACAGAAAUGAAAUCUUCAUUAAACGCAAUGAUGAUGACAACUAAAGUUCCUCAAUCAGCAAUUGAAUUAUUGACACAAUUGUUUCCACAACGUAAACGUAAUGUAUUGGAAUUGAUUUUGAAACGUUGUGAUCUCGAUUUAAUUAAAGCCAUUGAAAAUAUUACGACAAUUAAGAAGCCCUUCGAAAAAUCGAUAGACGAUCAAACAAAGGAGGAGAACUUUGAAUUGCCGCGUAGUAGCGCAUUUAAGCCCGUUCACAGUUCAGUAUCGAAAAUGCACUUGAAGCCUGUAACGUCUCUAAGUGGUUCCGUGUGUUCCAGUUCUGCUGCUACGUAUCCUAAAUGGUUUGUACCAUUGACUUUUCCCAUAACGUUUCAGGGCCAUUUAGCACCUGUUCUUCCACCAACAACGACAACAACGUUGGCCCUGCAUUCAACGGAAUCUUCCAGUAACUUAAAUUGCUCGCUUCCAAAUUGCGUAUGCUUGGAUAGCUAUCAGUUGAAUCGCUCACAAUAA
This is a messenger RNA of Glossina fuscipes, 1041 nucleotides long. It is a transcript of the gene dmrt93B, whose product is annotated as doublesex- and mab-3-related transcription factor A2. The record is from RefSeq and is a predicted model, not a curated record. Bases 1 to 1041 code for a protein of 346 amino acids. Lineage: Eukaryota; Metazoa; Arthropoda; Insecta; Diptera; Glossinidae. Gene Ontology annotation, cellular component: nucleus. The transcript is spliced from 3 exons. Gene Ontology annotation, biological process: regulation of transcription by RNA polymerase II; sex differentiation. Gene Ontology annotation, molecular function: RNA polymerase II cis-regulatory region sequence-specific DNA binding; DNA-binding transcription factor activity, RNA polymerase II-specific.